This is a messenger RNA of Amyelois transitella, 470 nucleotides long. It is a transcript of the gene RpL34, whose product is annotated as large ribosomal subunit protein eL34-like. Gene Ontology annotation, biological process: translation. Gene Ontology annotation, cellular component: ribosome. The coding region runs from base 81 to 440 and encodes 119 amino acids. The record is from RefSeq and is a predicted model, not a curated record. Gene Ontology annotation, molecular function: structural constituent of ribosome. Lineage: Eukaryota; Metazoa; Arthropoda; Insecta; Lepidoptera; Pyralidae. The transcript has 3 exons.
CAAACCCAAUGAUGUUAGGAGUGUUGCCAUAGUUUACAUCUGUUUUCUUUUCUUGUCAACAGCUGUCAAAAAGCUCUAAAAUGGUACAGCGGUUAACUUUCAGGCGACGUUUGUCGUACAACACCAAGUCCAAUCAAAGGAGAAUAGUAAGAACUCCUGGUGGACGUCUGGUCUAUCAAUAUGUAAAGAAACCCAAGAAGAUCCCUAGAUGUGGUCAGUGCAAGAGCAAACUCCGUGGCAUUGAGCCCGCCAGACCCGCAGAGCGCUCCCGUCUAUGCUAUCGCAAGAAGACAGUCAAGCGUGUAUACGGUGGUGUCCUCUGCCACAAGUGUGUGAAACAACGCAUUGUAAGAGCCUUCCUGAUCGAGGAACAGAAGAUUGUGAAGGUCCUCAAAGCACAGCAAGCCAGUUCAAGGGGUGGCAAGAAGUCCACAAAGUGAAUGUUAGGGUUAAUAAAUAAGUAAAAACAA